CCACCGGUAAAGCUGAAGCAGUGCUGUCAUUGAUUCAGUAGUAACACAUCGAGCUGCUGAGAGGAGACGCUGCAGAAGAACGAGAGACAAUCCUGUCCUUAUGAGCCAAAGGAGGGAGAGUCAAUCAAGCUGAAGAAAGCAACCAGUCGUCUCCUGGGGGUUUGCUGGCACCUGUAAAACCUUUCUUCUCCACCUUCGCCAUCCUUGAUAUGACUCUUUUUAAGAGUGAGCAUUGCAGCCCACAGUACAUGAGCAUGACCGGAGAGCUGAAAUCAAGCCGCUCGAAGACAGGAGGAGUCAAGAGGCCGAGCAGUGCUGUGUAUGGAUCAGAGUACGAGCUGGACUACGACUGCUACCAGGAUGAACUUUAUGACAGGGUGUUUGAUUACCAGCGCGUCCCAUCCACGGUGCCUGCUCUGCCCCACAGUUCCAGCCUGGCCAAGAGAGCACGCUCAUCUUCUUCCAGGCAGAGACGCAGCCGAGACUGCUCGUCUUCCAAGAGUUCCUCCAGACCCCACUCAUCCAGCAGAGCCAAGUUGAAAAUGGAGGAGCUGCAGACCAUAAAGCGCGAGUUGACGAUGAUAAAAGUGCAGAUUGAUGGCCUGCUGGACAGCCUGGACAGGAUGGACAGACAAAGGCAGGAGCACACAGGUUCUCCGUUUUCUCAUGGUGGGAGCUCAGGGGGUUCACCAUACCACCCAUCAACCAGCAGUCGAGAAGGAUCUCCCAGAACCCCCAGCCCGCGCCGAGGUGCCCGCAGAGACACUCCUGAGCUGGGAGAGGCCAGUGAUGACGAGCCACACAUGAUGAAUAAUCACAACUCUGACAUGGACGAUGAAAUGUGAAGCAGCACAGCUCAGACUGGUCUGCUGAGUGAUGUAGCAAGACAGAAGAGCCUGAUUGCAGAAGAAGGUCCCAGCUCAGUCUCCACGCCGGCAUCUCACCCCAACACCACAUGCAGCGUAAUACAGUGUGCAGUAGAAAUAAUCCAUCAGUAAAACUGGACAUUGUGAGGUUUAUAUUUGGUUUGUUCUUCAUAGCACUUGUGUGUGUAUUAACUCUCAUUCCUGUUUGUAGUGUCAGGUGUCAUUACAGCUUCUCCUGUUCUCCCUACACCCCUGUUCCAGAACACUGUUCUCCCUACACCCCUGUUCCAGAACACUGUUCUCCCUACACCCCUGUUCCAGAACACUGUUCUCCCUACACCCCUGUUCCAGAACACUGUUCUCCCUACACACCUGUUCCAGAACACUGUUCUCCCUACACACCUGUUCCAGAACACUGUUCUCCCUACACCCCUGUUCCAGAACACUGUUCUCCGUACACCCCUGUUCCAGAACACUGUUCUCCCUACACCCCUGUUCCAGAACACUGUUCUCCCUACACCCCUGUUCCAGAACACUGUUCUCCCUACACCCCUGUUCCAGAACACUGUUCUCCCUACACACCUGUUCCAGAACACUGUUCUCCCUACACCUCCUAGAACCUUAUUAAAUAAAAUGUAUUGUGUGCCAUUUAGUUUUUUUUUUUAUUUCAGGAACUGUAGAUCCUGAUAAUCAGUUGCUCCGAUAUUACGCCAAUAUAACAAAGUAAAUGUAAUUCGUUACUGUACUUGAGUAGCUUUUUUGCAUAUCUGUACUUUACUGUAAUAUUUUCAUUUGGGGAGACUUUUAUUUUAACUUCACUACAUUUCAAAGUCAAUUAUCAUAUUUUUUUACUGAAAUCAAUCAAACACGCAAGCAAGCAAACCACCAAUCAGGGUCGAGCUCGCGCUCUGUUUUCAACUUGUUCUGAUUGGCGCUUGGUGGCAUCGCCAACAUGCAGUUCAGCAUCAGUUUACCACCACUUUUUCUCAUUCAUUCAGUCCAUCUUUGCUUGCUUCUUUCUUCUCUCUGCAUUCUUUUUCUCCUUCCCUUCUUCCUUCCAUUUACAGUACAUUUUUACAUCUAUGUCAUUUAGCAAACCCCCUUAUCCUUAUAAACAUCUUUUCAGCGUAUUUUACUCCUCUUCUCUCAGUCCAUCUCCUUCCCCCCGUAGAGACGUUUCUUAUUCGUCUUCUCUUCAUGUCGACUGAGCCUCGUUCUGGAAUCCUCUUCUUCUGUGUCCACGGCACUUCAGCCUGAGAGUAACCGUGUGGGUCGGCGUGUAAUAAUGUGUAAUAUUGUAAAACUUCGUUUCGUGUGUUUCUCGCUGUCUGAUUUUAUCUUCCUUUUUUGUUUUUAAUCUCGGAAAAGAAAACAAAUAAAAGAAAUAUCUCAGACACUUUCAUCAAAAGUGUCCCGUUC
This is a messenger RNA of Silurus meridionalis, 2285 nucleotides long. Its product is annotated as RNA-binding Raly-like protein. Lineage: Eukaryota; Metazoa; Chordata; Actinopteri; Siluriformes; Siluridae. The coding region runs from base 210 to 845 and encodes 211 amino acids. The record is from RefSeq and is a predicted model, not a curated record. The transcript has 8 exons. Gene Ontology annotation, cellular component: nucleus. Gene Ontology annotation, molecular function: RNA binding.